GUACUGCACCGACGCAUCGACAGUUUCACGCCUAGCAACACAAAGCCGUCUUAUCCUUGGCAGCCCGCAACGCUUGCCGAAAGGCCUUUCGACUUUCUCCCGCCCCCGCGAGCGCCCUGCUGGCAGCGGGCUUUUCCUUGCUGUCCUGCGUUCCGCAUUUCGCUCGCAUCGUAAUCAGCAAAGCGCCAUCAUGAGCCGCACCAGCAGUGGGAGCGUUCCCGAGGCGGUGGACACCAUGAUGCACCACCCGCACGUCGACCACGGCCUCGACAAUAAGGCGCCAGCGACACCGGAGAAGGAGCCCGCGCGCGGCAACGGGCUCGGGCUCUUCAUGUGGGCCCAUCAGACGAUGUUCAUGACGCUGGCAGGCAUGGCCGCUGUCGCCGAUGCGGCCACGCGCCCUGUGCGCGGCUUUCUGAAGGCGGUGCUCAAGCGCGACUGAGGAUGCUGGUCCGUCUUUGUUGCUGUUUAAUUUGUGGCUGUGAUUGUUUUCUCCCAUUAGGCAGU
Messenger RNA from Chlamydomonas reinhardtii, 507 nucleotides. RefSeq lists its product as uncharacterized. Bases 191 to 442 code for a protein of 83 amino acids. NCBI's taxonomy places the organism in Eukaryota, Viridiplantae, Chlorophyta, Chlorophyceae, Chlamydomonadales, Chlamydomonadaceae. The transcript is spliced from 2 exons. The record is from RefSeq and is a predicted model, not a curated record.